CAUUUUUUUUAAUCAUAUAAUUUACUACUUCCGCUUCCGGCAAACCGACAGGAAGAGGCGGGGCCUCAGUUCAGGACGUGAUCCCUGCGUUGUUCAUUCAACAUGGCAGCGGGACCAAUUUCAGAAAGAAACCAAGAUGCCACGGUGUAUGUCGGCGGCUUGGAUGAGAAAGUGUCAGAGCCGCUACUGUGGGAGCUUUUCCUGCAGGCUGGUCCUGUGGUCAACACACACAUGCCCAAGGACAGGGUGACUGGUCAACAUCAAGGUUAUGGCUUUGUGGAGUUCCUUAGUGAAGAGGAUGCUGACUAUGCCAUCAAAAUCAUGAACAUGAUAAAGCUCUAUGGCAAACCAAUUCGAGUUAACAAAGCCUCUGCGCACAACAAAAACCUGGAUGUGGGUGCAAACAUCUUCAUUGGUAAUCUGGACCCAGAGAUUGAUGAGAAACUGCUGUACGACACGUUCAGUGCCUUCGGCGUGAUCCUCCAGACGCCAAAGAUCAUGCGAGACCCGGACACGGGUAACUCCAAGGGUUACGCCUUCAUCAAUUUUGCAAGCUUUGACGCAUCAGACGCCGCCAUCGAGGCCAUGAAUGGCCAGUACCUCUGCAACAGGCCCAUCACAGUGUCCUAUGCCUUCAAGAAGGAUUCCAAAGGAGAGCGACAUGGCUCAGCUGCAGAGCGACUCCUGGCUGCACAGAAUCCUCUCUCCCAGGCAGACCGGCCACAUCAGCUGUUUGCAGAUGCUCCGCCACCACCAUCUGCUCCAACACCAGUCCUCACUGCAAUGGGAGCUGGGAUGCCCAUCCCAGGCAUGCCACCACCUGUGUUCCCACCUGUCCCUCCUCCAGGAUCCAUGCCCUCAGCAAUGCCACCUUCAAUGGCCAUGCCUCCAAAUACAGGGGGAGGCCCACAGGGUGGUGGUGGGCCCCCACCCGGACCACCACCCUUCCCUCCGGGCAACAUGCAUCCAGGUAUGCCUCAGAUGCCCAUGCCUCCCCCUGCUCCUCCUGGCAUGGUGCCUCCACCUCCUGCUCCCCCCGGAUCAAAUCAAUCACGGGCACCACCUCCCCCUGGCAUGCCCCCACCCCCGCCGAUGGGCAUGCCACCCAGAGCUCCGUACGGACCCCCCAUGGGUCCACCUGUGCCUCCAGGUAUGAGAGGUCCUCCUCCUCCCAUGCCUCCACCUGGCUAUGGCGCUCCUCGUCCGCCUCCCUUUGGCUUCCAGAGAGGACCUCCGAUGCCUCCAAGGCCCCCCGGUGUCCCGCCACGCGUUCCUAUGAGAGCACCAAUGCCGCCAUAAUCCCACUUCAGACUGCUGAGACGAGCUCUCAUUUGGCUUUUUUUUUUUUUUUUAAACAUCUUAAGAUCUACUCUCAAGUUUGUAAUAGUGAGAAUAAUUUAACCACCUGUUUGUCUUUUUUGUUGCCAUUGUACAGAUGAAGACCUUUGACAAAUAAAAUUUUUAGUACAAA
This is a messenger RNA of Acanthopagrus latus (yellowfin seabream), 1471 nucleotides long. It is a transcript of the gene sf3b4, whose product is annotated as splicing factor 3b, subunit 4. The coding region runs from base 103 to 1299 and encodes 398 amino acids. The record is from RefSeq and is a predicted model, not a curated record. Gene Ontology annotation, molecular function: RNA binding. The transcript has 6 exons. Gene Ontology annotation, cellular component: nucleolus; U12-type spliceosomal complex. NCBI's taxonomy places the organism in Eukaryota, Metazoa, Chordata, Actinopteri, Spariformes, Sparidae. Gene Ontology annotation, biological process: positive regulation of mRNA splicing, via spliceosome.